AGUAGUGUGAAUGUUUGUUAACUAUUUAAUUUUUUUCACUUCUGAUAAUGUUCCUGAAUAAAAUCUAUUCAAUCAUACCGUUAAGAUAAUGUUCUGUUUAAUAAGUCCUCAAGAACAUGAUGAAAUAACGAUACCAAACACCUCGAGUGUAUGUAACCCAAAGUAUACAAUUACUGUCUAGUAAACUUACUAUCAUUAAAAUAAAGGUCGUACAUAGUAAAGUCUGCAGCAAGCAAUUAAAACCAACUGUGAGCGCACGAACUAAUCUUUAAAUAGUCAUAAUAUAUGAAUGUAUCGUAUCUUUGCAUGGCGACGUAUUGUUGAAUAUACUUGUAAAGAUGUGUUUUGAAAGUAGAUACUCGUAUGUGAAAAGUGAACACCCUGCUGAAUGUAGCCGACGAAACGAGGAUUUUCAUUCUAAAUCCUGUUAGUUACAAUAGUUAAGGCAAAGUUGCACUUACGGUCAAACGACAAAAUGUACGGCCGAAGUAAUCGAUUAUGCGCUAAGCUAUCCAGUGCAUUCCUAAGGAAGUGGUGGUUUGUGAUAGCAUUCGCUUUAAGCUUGCUCGUACUCGGAGUUCUAGUCACAUUUGGAUUUACAACACUAAUUAAAGCAAUAAUUAAUCACCAAGUAGCACUAAGAAAAGGAGGACAGUCGUUUGGAUGGUGGUCAAAACCUCCAGUGGAACCAAUCAUUCGAGUAUUCGUCUAUAACGUCACCAACGCUGACGAAUUCCUAAACAAUGGAACAAAACCUGUUCUGGACGAGUUGGGUCCUUAUGUUUAUGUAGAAACAUGGGAAAAAGUCAACAUUGUGGAAAAUCCAAACGGAACCAUAAGUUACAAUCAAAAGAGGGUAUACAUUUUUGACGAAGAGCAAUCAGGUGGCCUUGAAGAUGAUGUGGUGAUCGUUCCAAAUAUACCUAUGCUUAGUGCUACAUCACAAAGUAAACAUGCGGCGAGAUUUCUUCGACUUGCAAUGGCCAGUAUCAUGGAUAUUUUAAAAAUCAAACCAUUUGUUGAAGUUUCUGUUGGGCAGCUUCUAUGGGGAUACGAAGAUCCGUUAUUGAAGCUGGCAAAGGAUGUUGUACCUAAAGAACAAAAAUUACCUUACGAAGAGUUUGGCCUCAUGUAUGGAAAGAAUAGUACAUCAAAGGACACGGUAACUAUUUGGUCAGGAGUGGACGAUAUUACUAAGUAUGGUAUAAUUGAUAAGUACAAUGGAAAAUCUCACCAAACUCACUGGGUUACCGAAGAAUGCAAUCGUCUAAAUGGCACUGAUGGCUCUAUCUUUCCGCCACACAUUACCAAAAACAGCACUCUUUUCGUUUAUGAAAAAGACCUCUGUCGAUUACUACCGCUGUCCUUCGAAAAAGAGGUUAUCGUUAAAAAUGGAGUUCAAGGAUAUCGAUUUACCCCAUCGCCGAAGGUAUUUGCUUCCAUUGAUAUUAACAAAGAUAACAUGUGUUUCUGCCCGGCGGGACCACCAUGUGCGCCAAACGGAUUAUUCAAUGUUUCGUUAUGUCAAUAUGAUUCUCCAAUACUACUCAGUUUUCCUCAUUUUUAUUUGGCGGAUCAGAGCUUACGAACCGCCGUUGAAGGGAUUUCCCCACCAGAAAAAGAAAAGCAUCAGCUAUUCAUUGAUGUUCAGCCGGAAAUGGGUACCGCUCUCCGUGCACGAGCUCGAAUCCAAAUUAACCUGGCUGUGAGUCAGGUUGUCGACAUAAAACAGGUGGCAAACUUUCCAGAUAUCGUCUUUCCAAUUCUGUGGUUUGAAGAAGGCAUCGACUCACUUCCUGAUCAAAUUUUAGAACUGAUGAAAGUCGCCACGACUGUCCCACCAAAAGCGAAGUUCUUACUAACGAUCGUGUUGUUUGCUCUGGGAGGCUUUCUUUUCGUUAUUGCUGUAAUAUGUCUCGUCCGAAAAUCUCAUCGACAAAGUACUCUUCAUCUUGAAGGCUCCAACUACCUGGCAACCGCAUCUGUUGAUCAAGCUAAGAAAAAGGCUAAACUGGAAAAUGGGAAUCACACAAAUUAAGCUGUAUUUUUAUUAUUCUUGUGAUUGGGGUAUGAUUCAUAGGUGUCCAUUUAGACAGUACUCUAAAAUAUUUAUUUUAAAUAACAAGACUUGGUCCACGGGAAGGAAUUGCUUGAUAAGUUUGCUCAAUGUAGACAAUUUAGGGAAUAUCGUCGGUAUACAGCGGCUAAUUUCUAAAUAAUGCUUCAACACAUGUAUGUACAAAAACUUGCAAAAUAUUGAUAGUUUGAAAAUGUUUGCCAUAAAUUUGUGGCGAAGUGCGUGCGUGAUUAAUCAAAUGUUUGAACACCAUACUUUCAGUGUUACAAUUAAGAAAACGGCUUAUCUACAUCUGAAGUAAUGACUAAGGUGCCACAUCUAAAAGUAAUGUUUGAACCAGCCUUUAGAUUCUAAGAGAAGGUUUUGCGAAAGCUACUUUGCAUCAUUCAAUACAUAUCUCUCUGUGAAAUAGGGUCUACUACUUUAAUAUUAUUAGACUAAAUUUAAAUAUUCUCUAGAAUCUCUGUAUGUAAUACAAACUCUCACUAGAAAAAUAAAGUUUGCUUUGUUUAUUGAAAUGUCAUGAUCGUCGAGCCAUACGUUCUUUUCCUAUGUCAAUAGUACUCAAACAAGGAUUCACCGUAAUCGUCAGAGGGUUUCUUUUGUGAGAAAUAUGGUAGUAAUUUAACGGAGUUUGUAAUAAAAACGUACAAAACCUUA
Wyeomyia smithii (pitcher-plant mosquito) is the source of this 2737-nucleotide messenger RNA. RefSeq names its product scavenger receptor class B member 1 (gene emp). Gene Ontology annotation, molecular function: scavenger receptor activity. NCBI's taxonomy places the organism in Eukaryota, Metazoa, Arthropoda, Insecta, Diptera, Culicidae. The transcript is spliced from 7 exons. The record is from RefSeq and is a predicted model, not a curated record. The coding region runs from base 476 to 2038 and encodes 520 amino acids. Gene Ontology annotation, cellular component: cytoplasm; membrane.